Trichomonas vaginalis G3 is the source of this 1140-nucleotide messenger RNA. Its product is annotated as ribonuclease inhibitor domain-containing protein. Bases 1 to 1140 code for a protein of 379 amino acids. The transcript has a single exon. NCBI's taxonomy places the organism in Eukaryota, Parabasalia, Trichomonadida, Trichomonadidae. The record is from RefSeq and is a predicted model, not a curated record.
AUGAUUACAUUUUUAGUACUUCUUUACAAAGAUAUUGACAAAAAUUGUUAUUCAAGCGAUGGGAAAAUCCUUACAAAAGUUAAUGAUCCAUCACCAAACCUUAGAAUAUCUUCCAUAUGCGAAAUCAUCCAAGAUAAAUGCUUUUACAAUCUCAAAACUAUAUCUUCAUUUUCAUUUGGAGAAAAUUCUAAUUUAACAACAAUUGGAGAGAAUAGUUUUAGAGGAUGUCGAAAUCUUACUAUUAUAAAUCUAUCAUCCUGCACCAAACUUAAAAAAAUAUCUUCUUCAGCAUUUAAUUCCUGCUAUAAUGUCACUCAGAUACUUUUACCAGAGGGAAUCAUUGAAAUACAACGCUUUGCAUUUGCUUCUAAUUAUCAAGUGACAAGUAUUAUCAUACCAGCAUCUGUUAAAAUAAUAUAUGAAUAUGCAUUUUAUGACUGUUCUAAACCACAAAAUGUUACUUUUGAGGAAGGAUCAAAUUUAGUUUCAUUAGAAUUGAAUGUAUUUUCUAGAACUGCAAUUACUUCGUUUCAAAUUCCAGAAAAAGUUUCUAAAGUUAAUGGAUAUGCAUUUAUGGAUGGAAAAUUAACAAAUAUUUCAGUUCAUCCGAAUAAUAACUACUUAACAACAGAUGGAAAUGCUGUUUAUUCAAAAGAUAAAAGUAUUUUAUUUUUUAUUUUAAACAAAACAGGAUAUGAAAUUCCAAAUUCUGUCACAACUAUAGGAGAAAGAUGCUUUUAUGGAUCAUCUAUCAAAACAAUUACAAUCCCAAUAAAUGUGAAAAGGAUUGAACAUUUUGCUUUCAUGUCUUGUAAUUUGAAUAAUGUUACUCUUUUAGGUCCAUUAGAUUACAUUGGUCAUCAAGCAUUUGAUUAUUGUUAUAGACUUGAACUAAUUAUUUUCCCUAAUUCAUCAAUGACUUUUACAGGAGCUAAUUUUAUUACAACAAAUGUUGGAUAUAUCAAAUUAUCAUUCACUUGCAAAACUCUUUUUUCUCGUGAUUCAAUUAGAGAAAAUACAGACGUUUCAAUUUCAUAUCUGAAUAAAUCAAAUCUUAUUAUUACACCAAAUUGCUUGAUUAUGGAUUCCGAUCAAACCAUAAUUUAUGAAUAUUGGGAUACUAUCCUUACUAUUCUUUAA